AUGUCGUUCGGAUCGUCCAGUCUGCUGCGUGGCGACUCGUCGAGCGACGCGCUGACGUAUCACCGCCCGCCACGAGGAGGCAUGCGAAAAGAGACCCGGCAGCGGCGAGUGGUGGAGUGCAAGGUGAAGCGGCGGAAGGAGCCACGGCUGGAUGCGGUGAUAGAGAGGAACAAGAAGUUCCGCAUCGUGCAGCGCAUUCAGGAGCUGCUGGGGAAGCAGGAGGGCGGGCGCAUGAGUCUCAAGGAGCUGGGGAAGCAUCGGAACAAGAUUGGGCUGUCUGGGGGACGGAGAUGUGUGUCUCUCAUUCGCAGGUUCCCAUCCAUAUUCCGAGUGUACGAUAAGGGUGCGGGCAACAUCUGGUUCGAGUUGACUCCAGAGGCAGCGAGGAGGGAUGCGAGGGAGAGGGAGCUGAGAGCCAUCAUGGAACCCAUUCUCGUCGAUAAGCUGUGCAAGCUGCUGAUGAUGUCAGCAACGCAGUCCCUCAGUGUGGAGAGUGUUGGGCACGUGCGCAGAGAGCUGGGCCUUCCAGAGGACUUCAAAACGUCCUUUCUGCCGCGCUUCUCCGAUCGCUUCAGAGUGGCCACCCCUCCAGCAGCCCCUCCGGGUACCCCUGCUGCUGCUGGAGCGGGGGGGCCGGUGCUGGUGCUGCAGCAAUGGGACGAUCGCCUGGCUCUGUCAGUGGCAGAGGCGAACGAAGCAGCAGCAAUGGCUCGGGAAGAGGUUCGGGAAGAGGCUUGGGAAGAGGCGCAGAAAGAGGGUAGUGAGGCUGUGGCAGGCACGCAGCUCCCUCCCCCCAAGCCCUCCUUGACGCCGGAGCAGCUAGCAGAGGCAGCCAUCGGGUUGGGGCGGCACAAGGCAGAGACCAGCCGCAUGGCCUAUAUCACCGGGAAAACCAGUGCUGAGCAGGAAGGGACUAGCAGUGGUGUUGCCAGUGGUGCCGGUACUGCUGGCAGCAGCAGCAGCAGCAGCAGCAGCAGCAGUCGGGAGCAGCGGUACAAGAAAGCCGUUCGGCUGAGCUUGAAACUCAACCUACCCCCCGGUCUGAAGCUGAAGCAAUCUGACCUGCUCCGGCUACAGAGGUUCCAUUCCUCCCCCCAAAUAUCCCCCUAUGCAAACCCGCUCGAGCUGGGGAUAUCGCCGGAAUCAAUGGAAGCCGAGAGGCGGGCAGUUGCCGUGAUUCGGGAGUUUCUUUCGCUGACCGUGGAAAAGCGGUGCCUGAUCGACCAGCUGACGCACUUUCGGAAAGAUUUUCUGCUGCCCGCGAGGAUAUAUGCGCUGCUGCUGCGGCACCCGGAGGUUUUUUAUGUUUCGGUGAAAGGGGUGCGGGAUUCGGUGUUUCUGCGGGAGGCUUAUGAAGGGGAGGUGCUUAUAAUGAGUGAUGAGCUGGCGGAUGCUAUAGAGGAGAUGAGAGUUCUUAUGGAGGAUGGAAGGAGGAGGAUGAGGAGGGGAGAAGUGGGGAGAGGGGAGAGGGAAGGGAAUGGGAGGGGAGGGAGUGAUGAGGAGAGUGAGUGGGAGAGCGAGGAUGAGGAGGAAUGGGGAGAGGAAGAUGAGGAGGAAGAGGAAGAGGAGGAGGAGGAAGAGGGGUGGGAAAGGGAGAAGGGUCGGAACAGUAGGGUUGUGCCGGGGGUUUGGAAACGGGCAAAUGGGCAAGCAGUGGGGAGUGGGGGUAGAGUUAAAUCUAAUGCUAUGAGUGUGGAAGUGGGGAGAAAGGGAGGGGAGAGAGGAUGGGAGAGAGGAGGGGAAAGAGGAGGGGAAAGAGGAGUGGGGAGAGGUGUGGGGAGAGGAGAGACUAGAGGAGUGCGGAAAGGGGAGAAUGAGGGAGAGAGGAAGUGGGUGGGGGUGGCCAGGUGGGGGAGGGAGAGUGGGAGAGUGGAUGGGUCUAGGUGGGUGCCUGUCGGGAGUGCAGUUGGGGAAGAGAGUGAGGGUGAUAAGAGAACGGGCCGAGAGAAGGAGAGAGGGGAAGAGGAGGAAAAGGAGGGAAGAGGGGGAGAUGAGGAAGAGGAGGGAGAGGGGGGAGAGGAUGAAGAGAGGGGGGGUAAAGCUCGUGCAGCAGGAAUGAGGGGAAGGGGAGAUGAGGUGAGGAGGGAGAGGGAAAGAGUGGGGGUGAUAGGGGCAAAGGAGAAGGGGAGAGGAAAGGAGUCAUGGAGGAGCAAGGGCAUACACAGGCAGGGGUUGAUUAAAGACAGGUGGUGA
This is a messenger RNA of Closterium sp. NIES-65, 2193 nucleotides long. The record is from the annotation of a GenBank genome assembly. Lineage: Eukaryota; Viridiplantae; Streptophyta; Zygnematophyceae; Desmidiales; Closteriaceae.